Molecule: messenger RNA, 3189 nt
Organism: Frieseomelitta varia
Lineage: Eukaryota; Metazoa; Arthropoda; Insecta; Hymenoptera; Apidae
Product: coiled-coil domain-containing protein 6
Exons: 6
Coding region: 20-1297 (425 amino acids)
Source: RefSeq, a predicted model, not a curated record
AAAUUUUUGUUUGAGAAAAAUGGCUGACCGUGAUAGCGCAUCCGAAAGCGACUCAAGCUCGAUCGACGGAGGCCCGAUAAUGAUGCCACCGUCACCUGUAACUAGAGAACAACUUCAAAAAAGGAUUGAGUCGCUGCAACAACAUAAUCGUGUUCUUAAAGUCGAGCUAGAGACGUACAAAUUGAGAGUAAAAGCGUUGCAGGAGGAGAACCGUGGUCUUCGGCAAGCCUCUGUCAUUAUACAAGCCAAAGCUGAGCAAGAAGAGGAAUUUAUAAGUAAUACAUUAUUGAAAAAAAUUCAAGCGCUUAAAAAAGAAAAGGAGACAUUGGCACAUCAUUACGAACAAGAAGAAGAAUGUUUAACGAACGAUUUGUCCAGAAAAUUAAAUCAAUUGCGCCAAGAAAAAUGCCGGCUAGAACAAACUCUAGAACAAGAGCAAGAAUGUCUUGUGAACAAGUUAAUGAGAAAGAUAGAGAAACUUGAGGCCGAAACACUUGCAAAACAAAGUAAUCUAGAACAGUUGCGUAGAGAAAAGGUGGAAUUGGAAAAUACACUUGAACAAGAACAGGAAGCAUUAGUAAAUAAAUUAUGGAAAAGAAUGGAUAAAUUAGAGGCGGAAAAACGAAUGUUACAAAUAAAAUUAGAUCAACCUGUCUCAGAUCCUGCUUCGCCAAGAGAGAUCAAUAAUGGUGAUACUGCUACUAGUCUAAGUGCACAUAUUCAAACUCUGAGAAGUGAAGUAGCCAGACUUAGACAUACAUUGUUCAUCUCACAACAAGAACAUACAGAAAAAAUGCAACGAUAUGUAAAUGAAGAAAAACAAAUUCGUGAAGAAAAUUUAAGACUUCAAAGGAAAUUGCAAUUAGAAGUAGAACGUCGUGAAGCUUUAUGUAGACAUCUCUCAGAGUCCGAAUCCAGUUUGGAAAUGGAAGAAGAACGGCACUACAAUGAAAUUGUGAUGUCUGGUGGAAAUAUAAGGAAUCGUACUGUUUCUAGCCCAGUGCCGUACAAUCCUUCACCUAGUUCCUCUAGACCAUUAAGUCCAGGUUCAUCAACCAGAGAGGGAUUUAACACAAAUCGAUGUUAUGCUUGUGGUCAACCUACUACAAUUCCAUUUGCAAGUUCAUCACCACCUUCCAGUGGCCACAUGGUAACAUCGUCCAAUAGACGCACAUCAGAUAGAUUUAUUAAACCUGCAAUUCCACCAACUAUUGUAAGUCCAAGUGGUCCACCAAUUGCCGCUAAUACAACUACAAAUGCAACUAGCGGAUCACCAAUGGAUAUUACUAAAACAUAAGUCAGUUGAUUUCAUCUAAUAACAAAUAUUUCAUCGUGUAUUCGUAUAAAGUACUUUUUUUGUUGAUGCAUUUUUGCUAUGUGAUUGUAUAACAUAUUCGAAAGUUAUUGUAAAAAGAGUUUUCGUUUUCAAUAUUUCAAUCAUUUUAUGAUCGUAGUAUGUGAAAAAAUCAAUUACGAAAUAUUCAUAAAAAUAAGUAAUCUAUAAAUUGCUCUAAACUUGGUAUCAAAUCGCUUAAAUCUUUCUUAAAACAUACAAAAUAGCAUUUAUAUAAAAAAAAAAAAAACAUUAAUAAAGUCACAUAUGAAAUUCUGAGCUGCUUUAAAUAGCCUAACAAAAUGAAAAUUUUAAAAAAAUCGCUCUUCUAAUUUCUUUUGUACUUUAUUAUUAUUAUAAUAAGUAAUCUAAUGUAUUAUUUAAAAUAUAGAGAGAAAUAUCAUGUUUUAAUUUAAAGUACUUAGGUAAUAGAAACAAAUAUUUCUGUAGUAUUUACUAUAUAACUUAUUUAAAUUUUAAUAUUUUUUUUGUAAUGUUAACUUUUAUAACGUGAUUAUAUGGCAUAAUAAUAAGACAAUAAUAUAAUUUUCUUGAAGUUGCACAACUAUAAUUUUGUAUGAUUAAUAUUUGUAAUGGAACUAGAAGAGCGAAUAUAUAUUUAAAAUUAAUAUGCCUUAAAAAAAUAUGCAAUUAUGGUUAAAAAAAAUGAUUAGUGAAAAAAGAAGAAUAAUUAAGAUGAAAAAUGGAAAUUUUUUAAAUUCUUUUUUUCCAAACAAUAUUUGAGUUUAUAAUAUUUAAAAUAUAAUUGGUUUAAUAUUUUGUAUACAAUCACAUAAUGUGACUAUAAACAUUGCUAUGCUAUGUUUGAAAUCGACGAAACUAAUAUCGUGACAGUAACAUCUACAUGACAUUGUUGCAUUUAAAUGCAAUCAUAUUAUAUGUUUAAAAUGGAAAGAUUAUUACUAUUAUUAAAUAUAUUUUAAAUAUUUUAUUCUGUUAAGAAUGUUACAAACAUUAAUUGCAUAUUUUCAGUUUCUAAAUAAGUAAUAUAAUUUUAUUUAUCGAACGUGCAACAAUUUAACGCAUGUAAUAUUUGUUCUAUCUUGAAGUAUUAAUAACAUCAGUUUUUGAAAAUAUAUGUGUAUUAAGUUAAAUAUUAAAUUAGUAUAUUUUGUCCUUUUAAUCAUAAAAUUUACAAAUUUGUAACAUAUGUCAUGUAUAAUAUGUUUUCAAUUGAUAUUUAUAUAAAUGUGAUAAAGUUAAACAUAACAAUCUUGUGCUAUAUUUUAUCAUAAUUUGAACAUUAUUAUUUUAUUGAUCAUAAUUAUAUUAUUAUUAUUGGUGCUCAAAAUGUGAGAUUCUUCAAUUUGUUAUUAAAAAUAUAUUAUGGACAUUUUUAUUCUUUGUCCAAUAAUGAAAUAAAAAGAUAUGUGAUUCAGUUUUUUAGUUGAAAAAAAAAGAAAAAAGAAAAAAAGAAAGAAAUUCAGUCUUUGCAUUAUAGAAUUCCACCUAAAAUUUAUAUGUGUAAUACUUGGGUAUCAUAUAUGUCGCAAUGUAUUAGUCAUAAAAUUAUUAAAAAAGAUGCAAAUUGAUAUCACACAAAAGCUAACCUAAAAUCAUAAAACUAUUGAGAAUUAAAUGAUAAAUCUUUACCAAUAAUAACAAAAAUUAAUACUUUUUUUAAGCUUUAUAAAAUAGAUGUUUCAUGAAUACUCUACAUAUGAAUAAAACGUUGCUACAUUAUAUGGAAUAUAGAUGUAUCAAUUGUCAUAUAUAAAGAAAUUUUGUUAAAACAAAGAAUUAUUACUUAUUAAUAGUUAUAUACAGAUAUAUUUCAUUAUUACAUAUUAUGUACUUUACUUAAGCUUUUACGAAAUACAGUCACUUUUUUGCUA